AUGGCCGAAGGUAUUUCUUCCAGGUCGGCUAUCCGACCUCCUUUUCCCCCGGUCUCUUCUCAAGCUCCCAGAUCGAGCUCCCGACGUAGCAAGUCGUCUCGGCCCUCUAGCCACAGCAGAUCGAGCUCGGCUCGCCAGUCCUCUCAAGCCCCCCGGCCUCGACGCUCUUCUACUGAGAGGACGAAAGAGGUUCCAAGAGUUCCUUCUGCAGUGACUGAGGACACCGUGCUGACAAGGACGGAUCCUGUCUCUCCUUCCGAGGAAGCUCCUGAGGUGCGGAUGGAGGUUCCCGUCGCUAAGGAGGAUGCUCCAGAGGGGAGAAGGGAGGUUAUUCUCACAAGUGAAGGCACCCAGGAGGCCCCUGUCGGAGUUGCCCCUGCUUCUGAGGGGGUUGGACCCAGUCCUGUUGAUAGCGGGAGUGUCGGAGAGAAGGUUGGGGACAAGCAGGACAUCACCCACCAGUCUCCCGCAAGUGUAGUCGCCAAAAUUAUCAAGGAGCGAAUGUUUGGUGGCGUCAUAGAGGCUUCAGACCCACGCUUGCUUGCUCUUACUAGUCUUCUAGCCAGUUCUACCAGGGAGCAGGCAGCGUUCUGGUCUCGACCUCGGGGGGAGCUGGGAGACACGAUCAGGGAGAUGCUCCUGAUGGUGAUGGGCCUCUUCAUGGAGGUGGACGCUCGUGACCACUCUCUCCAGGAGUCUAUGGAUUGCCGGGUUGAGGAGGCACGUUUGGAGGAAAACCUGUCUGCCACCAGUGAUGCCCGGAGCAAUCUAGCCGCGGCCCAUGAGCAUGCCAAGUCCCUAGAGGCGGAGUUGUCUCACGCUUGGAGGGUUCUUAAAGAAUCUGACGAGAGGGCAACUGCUGCUAAGGUCCGCUGUGAAGAAGUCUUGAAGCAGCUGUCCUCCACGGUGGAUGCCUUUCGUGAAAGGGACGAGGCCCAGCGUCAGUACGAGGCCUUGAAGGCUGAUUUCGAAGGAGCCCAGGCUCGUCUUAACAAGGUGGAGGUCCAGAAGGAGGGAGCGCUAGCUUGGGUUGAGGUUCUUGAGCAGGAGCUGAGUAAGAGUUCUGAUCGCAUUAGAGAUCUGGCCUCAACGGCAGAGGAGUCUAAACUUCAUAAUCAAAAGCUCUGCCAUGAGGUCCAGGCUUUGGAGCACAGAUGCUCAGCCCUGCUCGAGGACGCUAGACUCGUUGAAGAUAGGAUUCAACUGGAGUGUGAGAGGCGUCUGAUGGAGUAUAAAGAGUCCCCCGAGUUGAAGAAAAAGAUCGAGCAGGCCUGUGAAGCUCGCCUCCAGGAUUACAAGAGUUCUUCUGAAUUUAAAGCCAUGGUAGCUGAGGCCUGCGAGGAGCGACUUGCGGAGUUUAAAGCUUCUGGUGAGAUGAAGACAGCCAUAUGGAAUAAAAGCUUCCGCAUGUUCGUCUCUAGGUACAACCGGGGCUUAAGGACAGCCAGAUACGCUCCCUCCACCCCGUUGGCUGAGCUCCGAGCUGCAGAAGAAGACUCUGAUGGCGAGGCGGUGCUUUAUGGGGAGGAUGACAGACCUCUACCCAAAAGAGCUUCUAGCAGUGCAGCUGGGCCUUCUGAGGCAGAACCCGAGCUGGGGAACGACGGUGCUGGGCCUCAAGGGCAGGAGAUCGUGCCUGUAAUACCCGGCUAG
This is a messenger RNA of Manihot esculenta (cassava), 1653 nucleotides long. RefSeq names its product rootletin-like. The transcript is spliced from 3 exons. The record is from RefSeq and is a predicted model, not a curated record. Bases 1 to 1653 code for a protein of 550 amino acids. Lineage: Eukaryota; Viridiplantae; Streptophyta; Magnoliopsida; Malpighiales; Euphorbiaceae.